Mirounga angustirostris (Northern elephant seal) is the source of this 20125-nucleotide messenger RNA. It is a transcript of the gene ZNF292, whose product is annotated as zinc finger protein 292. Gene Ontology annotation, biological process: regulation of transcription by RNA polymerase II. The coding region runs from base 127 to 8298 and encodes 2723 amino acids. NCBI's taxonomy places the organism in Eukaryota, Metazoa, Chordata, Mammalia, Carnivora, Phocidae. The record is from RefSeq and is a predicted model, not a curated record. Gene Ontology annotation, molecular function: DNA binding; DNA-binding transcription factor activity, RNA polymerase II-specific. Gene Ontology annotation, cellular component: nucleus. The transcript has 8 exons.
UCCUCCCCACCAGGCCCUUUGUACGUGCUCGGCGGCGUGCGAGCGCGCCCGGCACGUGACCCCGCCGAACGUGGCAUUGUGUUAUCACGUGACCCAGGUGCGUACGCGACGGAGCGGGGUGUGAAGAUGGCGGACGAAGAGGCCGAGCAGGAGAGGUUGAGUCGUGGCGGAGGCGGUUGCGUCGCGGAGCUGCAGCGCCUGGGCGAGCGGCUCCAGGAGCUGGAGCGACAGCUGCGGGAGAGCCGCGUGCCGGCCGUGGAAGCGGCCACGGAGUACUGUCAGCAGCUGUGCCAGACACUCCUUGAAUAUGCAGAGAAAUGGAAAACUUCAGAAGAUCCUUUACCUUUAUUGGAGGUAUACACAGUGGCUAUCCAAAGUUAUGUUAAAGCCCGACCUUAUCUUACCUCUGAAUGUGAAAAUGUAGCAUUGGUUCUGGAACGCUUGGCAUUAAGCUGUGUUGAACUUUUACUGUGUCUGCCUGUUGAGUUAUCAGAUAAACAGUGGGAACAAUUUCAGACACUGGUGCAGGUAGCUCAUGAAAAGCUGAUGGAGAAUGGCAGCUGUGAAUUGCAUUUUUUAGCUACUCUAGCUCAAGAGACUGGGGUGUGGAAAAACCCGGUACUGUGCACUAUUCUUUCCCAGGAACCAUUGGAUAAGGAUAAAGUGAAUGAAUUUUUAGCUUUUGAGGGCCCCAUCUUGUUGGAUAUGAGAAUUAAACAUCUAAUCAAAACCAAUCAGUUAAGUCAAGCAACUGCUCUAGCAAAGCUGUGUUCUGACCAUCCAGAGAUUGGUACAAAAGGUAGUUUUAAGCAAACUUACCUUGUUUGUCUUUGUACAUCAUCACCAAAUGAAAAGUUAAUCGAAGAGAUUUCAGAAGUUGAUUGCAAAGAUGCACUAGAAAUGAUUUGUAACUUAGAAUCUGAGGGUGAUGAAAAAAGUGCUCUUGUCUUAUGUACUGCAUUUUUAUCACGUCAGCUCCAACAAGGAGAUAUGUACUGUGCUUGGGAACUCACUCUCUUUUGGAGUAAGUUACAGCAAAGAGUAGAACCAUCUAUACAAGUGUACCUAGAAAGAUGUCGGCAACUUUCUCUGUUAACCAAGACGGUAUAUCACAUUUUCUUCCUGAUUAAAGUUAUUAAUUCAGAGACUGAAGGGGCUGGACUUGCCACCUGUAUAGAAUUAUGUGUAAAAGCCCUUCGUUUGGAAUCUACAGAAAAUACUGAAGUGAAAAUAUCUAUUUGCAAGACCAUUUCGUGCCUGUUGCCUGAUGAUCUGGAAGUUAAACGUGCUUGUCAACUGAGUGAAUUUCUUAUUGAGCCUACAGUAGAUGCAUAUUAUGCUGUGGAAAUGCUGUAUAACCAGCCAGAUCAGAAAUAUGAUGAAGAGAAUCUUCCAAUACCAAAUUCUCUACGCUGUGAGCUCUUACUUGUAUUGAAAACUCAGUGGCCCUUUGAUCCAGAAUUCUGGGAUUGGAAAACAUUAAAACGACAGUGUCUUGCAUUAAUGGGGGAAGAAGCGUCUAUUGUGUCUUCGAUAGAUGAACUAAACGACAGUGAAGUUUAUGAGAAAGUAGUGGACUACCAGGAAGAGAUUAAAGAAACUUCUAUGAAUGGACUUUCUGGUGGAAUUGGUGCUAAUUCUGGCCUUCUUAAAGACAUCUGUGAUGAAAAGCAGAAGAAGAGAGAGAUAAAACAAUUAAGAGAGAGGGGAUUUAUUUCUGCUAGGUUUAGGAAUUGGCAAGCCUACAUGCAGUAUUGUGUGCUAUGUGACAAAGAAUUCCUUGGUCAUAGAAUAGUACGACAUGCUCAAAAACAUUACAAAGAUGGGAUUUACAGUUGCCCUAUAUGUGCAAAGAACUUCAAUUCUAAAGAAACUUUUGUCCCUCAUGUCACAUUGCAUGUUAAACAAUCUAGUAAGGAGAGACUAGCAGCUAUGAAACCAUUAAGAAGAUUGGGGAGGCCACCUAAGAUCGCAACUACCAAUGAGAAUCAGAAGACUAAUGCUGUGACCAAGCAGGAACAGCGGCCUAUAAAAAAGAAUAGUCUCUAUUCAACAGACUUCAUAGUAUUUAAUGACAAUGAUGGUUCAGAUGAUGAGACUGAUGACAAAGAUAAAUCUUAUGAACCAGAAGUGAUCCCAGUCCAGAAACCAGUACCUGUUAAUGAAUUUAAUUGCCCUGUAACUUUUUGUAAAAAGGGCUUUAAGUACUUCAAAAAUUUAAUUGCUCAUGUAAAGGGGCAUAAGGAUAAUGAAGAUGCCAAGCGCUUUCUUGAAAUGCAAAGCAAAAAAGUUAUUUGCCAGUACUGUAGACGGCAUUUUGUAAGUGUUACUCAUCUUAAUGAUCACCUACAAAUGCACUGUGGCAGUAAACCAUAUAUCUGUAUACAGAUGAAAUGUAAGGCUGGUUUUAAUAGUUACGCAGAGCUCUUAACACACCGAAAGGAACAUCAAAUCUUUAGAGCAAAGUGUAUGUUUCCUAAAUGCGGCAGAAUUUUUUCAGAAGCUUAUUUACUGUAUGAUCAUGAAGCACAGCAUUAUAAUACCUAUACUUGUAAGUUCACAGGUUGUGGUAAGGUUUAUCGUUCUCAGAGUGAGCUAGAAAAGCAUCUGGACGAUCACAGUACUCCUGAAAAAGUGCUGCCUCCUGAAGACCAACAUACUUCAUCUGGAGAUUGUGUUCAGCCUUCUAAAGUGAAUCCGAACACAGAAGUGAGCAUCAAGAAAGAGGGGUCUGUGCUUCCCUCAGAAAAUAAUAUUGAAAACACCUUACCGGCAGAUAGAAGUGAUGCUUGGGAUAAAAGCAAAGCAGAAUCAGCUGUGACCAAACAAGACCAGACUUCUGCAUCAGAGCUCAGGCCAGCUGAUGGACCAUUGUCAAAUGGUUUGGAAAAUCCUGUGACUACUCCUCUGCUUCAGGCCAGUGAAGUAGCUGUAUCCAUUAAAGUGUCCCUCAAUCAGGGGAUGGAGGAUAACUUUGGAAAGCAAGAAAACUCAGCUGUGGAAGGCACUGCUGAAUCACUGGUCACAGACUUACGUACACCAGUUGGAGAUACUUGUAAUGAUUUGUGUCGUCCAGGUUUUCAAGAAAGAAAACAGGAUUGCUUUAAUGAAGCCCAGAUUACUCAGAAUUCUUUAGUAAAUUCAGAAACCCUCAAAAUAGGUGACCUUACCCCACAAAACUUAGAAAGACAAGUGAACAACCUGAUGACCUUUUCUGUGCAAAAUCAGGCAGGAUUUCAAAACAGUUUACCAUCUUCCAAGUUUGAAUGUGGAGGUAAUGUUAAAACAUCAUCCAAUCUUUAUAAUUUAUCUCUUAAGACAUUGGAAAGUAUCACAUUUGUUCCACCACAGCCCAACCCAAGUAGUUCUUUAGGAACUCCAUCAGUGCCUCCAAAAGCGCCAGUUCAGAAAUUCAGUUGCCAGGUUGAGGGAUGUACUCGAACCUAUAAUUCUUCACAGAGUAUUGGGAAACACAUGAAGACAGCACACCCUGACCAAUAUGCUGCAUUUAAAAUGCAGCGCAAAAGUAAAAAAGGUCAGAAAUCUAACAACUUAAAUACACCAAAUAAUGGAAAGUUUAUUUAUUUUUUGCCAUCACAGGUGAGCAGCUCUAACAAUGCAUUUUUUACACCACAGACCAAAGCCAACGGGAAUCCUACUUGUUCAAAUCAGUUGCAGCAUGUCUCGCCUUCCAUUUUUCCAGCUCAUUUAACAAGUGUGUCAACUCCACUGUUGCCCUCAGUGGAAAGUGUCAUAAAUCCAAAUAUACCUUCUCAGGAUAAAAAUGAACAAGGUGGUGGUAUUAUAUGUUCCCAAAUGGAAAAUUUAUCUACUACUACCUUGCCAGCACAAAUGGAAGAUCUAACCAAAACAGUUUUGCCUUUGAAUAUUGACAGUGGCUCAGAUCCUUUCCUUCCUCUACCUGCAGAAAGUAGUUCAAUGUCUCUUUUCCCUUCACCAGCAGAUAAUGGGGCUAAUUCUGUUUUUUCCCAACUGGAAAAUAAUACAAAUCAUUUUUCCUCACAGAUUGAAGGAAACACUAAUUCCUCCUUUCUAAAGGGAGGUAAUGGUGAAAAUGCAGUUUUUUCUUCACAAGUCAAUGUUGCAAAUGACUUUAAUAGCACCAGUGCCCAACAGUCUGCACCUGAAAAGGUUAAAAAAGACCGUGGGCGGGUCCCAAAUGGGAAGGAAAGAAAACCCAAGCACAACAAAAGGGCUAAAUGGCCUGCAAUUAUCAGAGAUGGGAAAUUUAUCUGUAGCAGGUGUUACAGGGCUUUUACUAAUCCCAGAUCUCUGGGUGGACACUUGUCUAAGCGAUCUUACUGUAAACCACUGGAUGGAGCAGAAAUUGCUCAAGAACUUCUACAGAAUAAUGGACAGCCUUCUCUUCUUGCCAGCAUGAUUCUCUCCACAAAUGCAGUAAAUUUGCAGCAGCCGCAACAGUCUGCCUUCAGUCCAGAAGCAUGUUUUAAAGAUCCAUCAUUCCUGCAACUUCUUGCUGCUGAAAAUCGCUCAUCAACAUUUUUACCAAAUACAUUUCCUCGGACUGGUGUGACUAGCUUUAGUACCAGUGUUAGUCAAGAAGGAAGUGAAAUUAUUAAACAGGCUUUGGAAACUGCUGGCAUUCCCAGUACAUUUGAGGGUGCCGAAAUGCUUUCUCAUGUUCCAACAGGUUGUGUUUCAGAUGCAACACAAGUAAGUGCAACAGUGAUGCCAAGUCCAGCUGUGCCACCCCUGUUGCAGACUGUAUGCCACCCAAACCCCCUGCUGACAAACCAGAAUAGGACCCCAAACUCCAAAACUUCCUCCAUUGAGGAAUGCAGCAGUUUGCCUGUUUUCCCAACAAAUGACUUACUACUGAAGACUGUUGAAAAUGGUUUGUGUUCUAGUUCAUUCCCUAAUUCUAGUGGGCCAUCACAAAAUUUUACCAAUAACAGUUCACGUGUUUCAGUUAUAAGUGGUCCUCAGAACACGAGGUCUAGUCAUUUAAAUAAGAAGGGAAACAGUGCUUCGAAGAGAAGAAAGAAAGUUGCUCCUCCCCUAAUUGCACCUAAUGCUUCCCAAAACUUGGUAACAAGUGACUUAACAGCAAUGGGACUUAUAGCAAAGAGUAUAGAGAUACCAACUAGUAACCUCCAUUCAAAUGUAAUUCCAAAUUGUGAGCCUCAGGGUUUGGUGGAAAAUCUAACACAGAAAUUAAAUAAUGUUGACAGUCAGUUAUUUAUUACUGAUGUGAAAGAAAACUUUAAAACCAAUCUUGAGUCCCAUACAGUGUUAGCUCCUUUAACAUUAAAAACUGAAAAUGGUGAUUCCCAAAUGAUGGCUUUGAAUUCGUGCACGACUUCAAUAAAUUCUGAUUUGCAGAUUUCUGAAGACAAUGUUAUACAAAACUUUGAAAAGACUCUUGAAAUUAUUAAAAGUGCUAUGAAUUCUCAAAUACUUGAGGUAAAAAGUGGAUCUCACAGUGUUGGUGAAACAUCACAGAAUGCGCAAAUAAAUUAUAACAUUCAGCUUCCUUCAGUAAACACUGUACAAAAUAACAAGUUACCUGAUUCUUCUCAGUUUUCUUCCUUCGUGGGUGUCAUGCCAGCAAAAAGUAACAUUCCUCCGUCUGAAGUAUUACAUAAGGAGGAUCAAAUACAGGAAAUUUUAGAAGGCUUGCAGAAAUUAAAAUUAGAAAAUGACCUGUCCACUCCAGCACCCCAGUGUGUACUAAUAAAUACGUCAGUGACACUGACUCCCACUCCUGUUAAACCAAUUCCAAAUGUCACAGUUGUUCAGCCAGUUUCUGAAAUGAUAAGCAACAUUCAGUUUAGUGACAAAGUUAAUAAACCGUUUGUGUGUCAAAACCAAGGCUGUAAUUACAGUGCUAUGACAAAGGAUGCUUUAUUUAAGCACUAUGGUAAGAUUCAUCAGUACACUCCAGAGAUGAUUCUUGAAAUUAAGAAGAAUCAGUUGAAAUUUGCUCCAUUUAAAUGUGUAGUACCUACCUGUACAAAAACAUUUACAAGAAAUUCUAAUCUCCGGGCGCACUGUCAGUUGGUCCAUCAUUUUACAACAGAAGAAAUGGUAAAGUUAAAAAUAAAACGGCCUUAUGGAAGAAAAUCCCAGAGUGAAAAUUUGUCAGCCCCACGAGUUACACAAGUAAAAAGACAGCUAACUAUGACAGAGGAAAAUAAAAGGGAAUUGCAGCCCGCUUUAGACUUGGGAGCAAUGAAGGAAAAUGCCUUUGGUAAUGUAGCAGUGAUCCCAGAAAAACAACUUGUAGAAAAAAAAAGUCCUGAAAAAACAGAAAAUUCCUUGCAAGUGAUCACAGUUACUUCAGAACAAGGUAAUACAAAUUCUCUCACAAACAUACAAACCAAAGGACGGAAAAUUAGGAGACAUAAAAAAGAAAAGGAGGAGAAAAAACGCAAGAAGCCAGUUUCUCACUCCCUUGAGUUUCCAACAAGAUACAGUCCCUACAGACCUUAUCGGUGUGUUCAUCAGGGUUGUUUUGCAGCUUUUACUAUACAGCAAAACUUAAUUCUGCAUUACCAGGCUGUACACAAGUCAGAUCUACCUGCAUUUUCUGCAGAGGUUGAAGAAGAAAGUGAAGCUGGUAAAGAAAGUGAAGAAAUUGAAACUAAACAGACUGUGAAAGAAUUUCGAUGUCAGGUGAGUGACUGUUCUCGAAUUUUCCAAGCAAUUACUGGCCUGAUACAACACUACAUGAAACUUCAUGAAAUGACUCCUGAGGAGAUUGAAAGUAUGACUGCUUCUGUGGAUGUCGGGAAAUUUCCAUGUGACCAGUUAGAGUGUAAGUCUUCAUUUACCACAUACUUGAACUAUGUUGUUCAUCUUGAGGCAGAUCAUGGAAUUGGGAUAAGGGGAAGUAAAACUGAAGAAGAUGGCAUAUACAAGUGUGACUGUGAAGGAUGUGACCGUAUAUAUGCAACUCGGUCAAAUCUCCUCCGACACAUUUUUAAUAAGCAUAAUGACAAACACAAAGCUCAUUUGAUUCGGCCAAGAAGAUUAACACCUGGUCAGGAAAAUAUAUCAAGCAAAGCAAACCAAGAAAAGACAAAGUCUAAGUAUCGGGGGACAAAACACAGAUCUGGAAAGGAAGGAAUCAAAAUGCCUAAGACGAAACGAAAGAAAAAAGAUAAUUUAGAGAACAAGACUGCAAAAAUUGUGCAGAUUGAAGAAAAUAAGCCUUAUUCUCUGAAACGUGGAAAGCACGUAUAUUCUAUAAAGGCUAGAAAUGAUGCCUUAUCUGAGUGUACAAGCAGAUUUGUGACCCAGUAUCCAUGUAUGAUAAAAGGGUGUACAUCAGUUGUUACAAGUGAAAGCAAUAUAAUUAGACAUUAUAAAUGCCAUAAAUUAUCAAAGGCAUUUACAUCACAACACCGUAAUCUUCUCAUUGUCUUCAAACGGUGUUGCAACUCACAACUAAAGGACACUUCUGAGCAAGAAGGUGAUAAGAGUGAUGUGAAAAAUUCUGACACAUGUGUAUCAGAGAGCAGUGAUAACUCCAGAACAGCUACAGUUCCACAGAGAGAAAGUGAAAAAAAUGAGAAAGAUGAAAUGGAUGAGCUAACAGAAUUAUUUAUUACAAAAUUAAUAAAUGAAGAUAAUGCAAGUGUGGAGACCCAAGCUCAUACCUCUUCAAAUGUAAGUAAUGAUUUUCAGGAAAAUAACCCCUGCCAGUCAGAAAAACAAAAAACAAGUAAUUUGAAGAGAGUUAAUAAAGAAAAAAAUGUCUCCCAAAAUAAAAAGAGAAAAGUUGAAAAAACAGAACCAGCAUCGGCAGUUGAGUUAAGUAGUACGCAUAAAGAAGAAGAAACUGCUGUUGCAAUUCAAACCACGGAGGAGCAUACUGCAUCUUUUGACUGGAGCUCAUUUAAACCAAUGGGAUUUGAAGUAUCAUUUCUGAAGUUUCUUGAGGAGUCUGCAGUGAAGCAGAAGAAAAAUUCUGACAAAGACCAUCCAAAUAGUGGAAAUAAGAAAGGAUCCCAUUCAAAUUCAAGAAAAAAUACUGAUAAGACUGCUGUGACUAGUGGAAAUCAUGUAUGUUCUUGUAAAGAAAGUGACACCUUUGUACAGUUUGCCAAUCCAUCACAGCUUCAGUGCAGUGAUAAUGUAAAAAUUGUUUUAGACAAGACUCUUAAAGAUUGCACUGAACUUGUGUUAAAACAACUUCAGGAAAUGAAACCUACCGUCAGUCUGAAAAAACUUGAAGUACAUUCAAAUGAUCCAGAUGUGUCUGUUAUGAAAGAAAUUAGUAUGGGUAAAGCCACAGGUAGAGGGCAGUACUGAUAACUAAUGUACUAUAAAUACAUUAUUUACGGUUUUAUUUUAAGUAGGAAGCCAUCAAGCAUGCUAGAGUUGUGAAACUUUCUCAUUAAUUUUUGUUGCUGACGUGAAUUAACCUGGCCAAAAAGAAAAAAAAAAAAAAACACAUGACAUUUGUCAUGUAAAACUUUUUUUUUUAUCCCUAUGGGACUUGAGGAACAGAAUCAAUACUUCAGUUAUUGUAAAUAGUUGAGCUACACCUCAAAUUUCUAUCAGCCAGUUCCCCUUUCCAUGAACUAAAUUGAAUUAUCUGUGUGAUUGUUACGUUUCACCAGGUCACUGCUCAUGUAGAACAGUAGUCUGUAGAUAUCUUUUUUGUACAUAUUUAUUACUGUAAAUCAUUUGCUGCCACCAGCAGUGUGUAAGUCUAAACUAUUAAAUGACACAUUUAUAUUUGGAAUUUUAAUUUUUAACUAAGUGAUCAAGUUUUUAAAACUGUUCUUUUAUUGUUUUAAAUUAAGAAUUUUUUGAACUAAAAGUAGAAACUCUGCCAUGGUUCAUUGAUUUUUUACAUAAAACAUUUAUUUACAAGAUGAUCUCAAAAUUACUUUUCACAAAGUAGGCACAUUAUAUCAACACCUUGCUCUGCUUUGUAAAUUUAUCCUCCAGGAUUUUGGGAUGGUAUUCAUGUGAAAUUAUAGCAGAUUCUUUAGCAGUUUCCUAUAGCUACAGGUUUUUUUCAGUGCUUCUAAUUGGAUAUAGUUACUAUGAUUCCAUGAAAUAUAAUGGAAAUGUGAAUAAAGAAUUUACUACAUCAAAGAUUUUAAACAUUUGGUAUUAAAAAAAAAAUCCUUUGUGAAUGUGAUAGAAACUAGUAGUGUGGAGCAGUGUAAAUAUUUGAGGUGGUGAUUUGUGAAGUAGCCCAGUAUUGCCUUAAAUAAAAUCACAUUUCAUUUCUUGUUUUAUACAUGUGAUCUUAUAAAGUUUUUUUUUUUUUUCCAUUUUCUGAGAUUUAUAGAUUGGUGUAUAGCUUUAAACUGUAUAAACUUUUGUGGAAAGAUUUUUUUAAACAUUUUUAUAAAUCUUAAAAUUGGUAUCAUCAAAGUGAGCCCAUCUUGUGUUUAUAAAAUGCAAGAGUCCUUAACAUUUAUAAUUACAUAGAUGAAACACUUUCUAUAAGGAAGUUGGAUGUUUUGAUUUUACUGUUUAUAGAUGUUAGAUUGUACAGAUUUGUAUUUUCCCACCACAUCUAAUGAUACUUUUUUCAUUAGAUUGGUCUUCCAGAGCAGUAUUAGUUGUUAUAAUUGAUUAUUUUGGUUAUUCAGUAUAUAGUUAGCUCUUAUGGUUUAGCUUUAUUCACCAUAUUUAUACUGUGGAUUCACGGCAGAGAUAGAGGUUAUUGCAGGAGAGUUUAUUACCUUCAUUUGAAGUCCAACUAAAGUCAGUACUGGAAACAAAAGAAGACAUCUUUUGAAUUUACUUUUGUUUCUGUUUGCCAUAAAUAGUAGCAUUGAUUUUUGACUUUGUGUUUGUUAUAAACCAGUUGCAUUCACAAUAUUAUUAGCCUGAGAUAUUGACAAUGUUGUAAUAAUAUGAAAAUGUGUAUAUUCCCUGUGCAACAUCAGAUUUGCAGGAAAAAUGAAGCACUUAACUGAAAUUGCUGGUACUCUGAAUAAAUAAGCAUGGUCAAGGAGUGAAUUAUUUUCUUUUGGAAAAUAUUUUUUUAAGUUUUAUUAAAGUAUUAUAGUUUUAUUUUUAGGGCCUAAUGGGUUAUAUUGAAUAGUUGGUUUCACCUCCUUAAGGUUUAUUACCAAUAUGCAUAAAACUUGACACAUUAAAAUCCCUUCCCUUUGGUAAGCCCACUGUUAUUUAUUAAAAUAAAAGUUGUUCUUAUGGGUAAUUAAUACAUGUUUUUUUCCUAAAUUAACAAUAACUUAACUCUGAAUAAUUUUAAUAUUAAAUUUUUGUUAACAACUGAAUGUUUCCGUACAGUUUUCUUGGAAGUUGACCUAGUUCUUAAAGAUAGGCAUUUGGCAAAACUGCCCUAAACAGUACAAUAGCAAGGAGAUUUAUUUCUGGUAAAUGUAGUGAUGAGCUACCAUUAAGUGAAAAUACCAUUGUAUUGGGGCUUUUCUUUUGCUCGUUAGCUCAAGAAAAUUGACCCUUAGACAUUUCUGUAUUCUACAUAUCAGGAGAAAGUUUGCCAACACUGAAUUUUUUUUAUAUUCCAGGUACUGUUUGCUAAAAGUAAUUAUGGCAGAGUGGGCUUUUUAGCAUGGAACAAAAAUCAAGUUAUGGUAUAAAAUACUAAUUUAUAGAACAGCAUGUUGGUAAAAUUUGAUAUGGAAUGUAAUGCCUAAGUAUUAAAAAUGUAAUCUUAAAGUAUAUAUUUUUCAUGUAUACUUUUCCUCAGUCUAUUGUCUUGAGAUACUUUCUUCCUACAGCCUUAGUUUGCCUAGGUUUUAUCAUUUAAAAAUGGACUUUUUUUCCCUCUUCUAAACCCAAAGAAUUUGAAUCUACAGAUCAGAACGUAUUCAAAAUGUAUCGGGAAGUGAAAAGGUAACAGUUUGGGAGAUUUUCAGCAAUGUUAAAUUCAGCAUAAAUUAUUUUAAAGGGCUAGACAGAGAUCGAGUUUUGGCAAGGCAAUUUUUUCAUCACUGGGUAAGCAAACAGUUGCUGUAGCUAUUAAGAUUACAUAAAUACUCAUAAAUACUAUAGCUAGAGAUAUCAAAGAGGGAAUGCUCUAUUGCAGGGGUGGGUGUUUAUGAAAGUCUGUAGAAAAGUGAUUCGUGAAAGAUGAAUGACCAGUCCUUGGAUGGUCAUAGGGGAAACGAAUUCUAGGUAUGGAGGUAUGAUGAAGCAGCAUAGUGCAUUUGCAGUAUUGCAAGUGGUUUAUGUGGAAAGAUACGGGGUUGGAGAAGCUGAAGAGGAAAUGAGCCAGAUCAUGAAGGUUCUUGUAUGCCAUAUAGUUUUCAGUUUUGAUUUAUUAAGUGGUUACUGAAUGCAUUUAAGUUCAACAGUUUCACCAGAUGCCAAUUUUAGAAAGAUGAUUGGUAGUAUAUAGAGGAUAGAUUGGAUAAGUUGGAAGUUAAAAGCAGGGAGACUUGAGGCAAAAAAUGGUGGGGGCCAGGAGAAAAGAUGUUAACAGAGUUGAGAAACAGUAAAACAGUAAGGCAACCUUUUUCAAAAUGUUUAUUGUAAUGAGUUACUACCAGGUUGGAACUUCCGUCAUCAAAGUUUUCUAAACUGCAUGUUGUAGCUCACUCUUAAAAGAAUCCAGUGCACAGCAGUAUAUUAAAGACUGAAAGUUCUGUGCAGAGAACAUGUUAACUGUUAAAUGGGAAUUUUUCAGACUUAACUGACAAUGAAAAUAUUUUUCUUUUUUAAUGUUAAUACUCAGAUAUAUCCUACUAAGUGUUCUAAGGAGCACAUUUUAGGAAACACUCCUCUGAAAUGGCAUUCAUUAAACCAGGGCUGAGAAUCAGCAGGUGUGUGCACCAGUGCAGCAUGUAUCAUCUGUUUACAAGUGGUGAUUUUUCUGAUUGGCCAAUUUAUCCAUUCCAGUUGAUAAGUUUCACAUGUCUUUUUAUACCAGUUUUUAAUUUUAUAUUGUUUAUUAUCUGUGCCUCCCAACACUACCUACCUCUCAGUGAACAAAAUGAUCGUAUCUGCUUUAUUUCUCAGUGGUUUUGCUCAGUAGAGGUGCUUCAUUUCAGUGAUCUGCUCUCCAUAAAUGGGAGCCCUACGUGUAUCACUUUCAUAUUUGGAAUUCAGAUUCCCUUUGUCCAGCCACAAACUGCUAGCUCACCUGCUUGGGAUAUCUCCACUAAAAAAUACUUCUACCUCAUCUCAACUAGUCAGUUAAUCCUACCACCUGCUCAUUAUUCAUCCGCUCACCCUGUCCUCAACUUGUCCUACUUAGAGACUAGAUCCAGCUGUUACAUGCACUCCUUUGCAGGUAUCCUCAGAUCAUGCCCCUCUAUCUGUCGUGAUCUAGAACAAUUUCAAAACCUGUCUGCCUUUGAGCAGUUGAGUGGGAGGAAAUUACUACAACAGGCAAGUUUAUAAUCUCAAAGAGACUCAAAACUGGCAGUUUUUCUGCAGUGUUACUGUAAUACCUUGCUUCCACAAACUUAAAUGAUUUCCACGCUUUUUUUUUCCAGUUUUCCUACUCCAUCAAUGCGCUUUUAAUCACAUUUGCUGAGAAAAUAGAAAAACGUGACCAGAAUUUUCUCCACUUUUCACCACCAAAUUUAUAAGCCCAUCUACAGAUCUGCACUCUUACCAAAAAGCAAUCCUUCCUCACCUCAAAAACUUUGAAUUAGCUACUCUGUUUUCAUGAAACUUUCUCCUACUAGAUCCUUUCAACAGUCUAUAUAUGUGCCCUAGUAGUUACUAUUCUUAAAAAAGGGGGGUGGGGGGCGCCUGGGUGGCUCAGUCGUUAAGCGUCUGCUUUCGGCUCAGGUCAUGAUCCCAGGGUCCUGGGAUCGAGCCCCGCAUCAGGCUCCCUGCUCCACGGAAGCCUGCUUCUCCCUCUCCCACUCCCCCUGCUUCUGUUCCCUCUUUCGCCGUGUCUCUCUCUCUCUCAAAUAAAAUCUUUUUAAAAAGGGGGGGGGCGGAUAUGGGGAGGGUAAUUCCAUCUAACUAUAAUCCCUUUUAUUUGGUUCCCAUCAGAGCUAAUCUGAGUUGUCAAACAUUCCAUUUCUUCUCAUUUAAUCCCACUUUAUAUAUCAUAUCCCACAACUGUUCCGAAAAUUGCUUUCAUCAGGAUCACCAUUCUUUUCCAUGCUGCCAUAUCUGUUCUUUUUUUUCUGCUCAUUCACUGCCUUAGGAGCAUUCAUCAGGGUAAAUGACUUACUCUUGGAAAUGUUCUCUCUUGGUUAUCUUACCUUUCCUGGCUGCUCCAUCACUGAGUCCGACCCUGUUUCCUCUCCCAAUACCUGACCUUGGCUUAUUGUAUAUGUGUCCACUCUCUCUCUGGAUGAUUUAGUCCAUUCUCUGGCGUUCAGUAUGAAUGUACCAUCACACGCAAAUUUAUACCUCUAAGACCAAACUGUUCAUAGUUGCAGGCUUGUAAUUUCAACUGCCUACCUCAGAAUUAAACAUAACACCCCAAAUCAUUUCUUUCCCUACCCCACCUUCAAUCUGUUCCUCUCCCAGUAUCCUUAUCUGGGUAAGUGAAAUCAUUUCCUAGAUUUCUCAAUCCAGGUUCUCUAACAUCAUCAUGGUAACCACUUCACACCCUUUCUCUAUGUUUGGUAACAAGUAUAAGCAUUUUUACCUCAAGUGAAAAGGAACCCACUUCUUAUCCAAAUCAUUUCUUGCCUAGACCACUGUAAUAUUCUUAUGAGCUUUCUUCCAAAUAUUCCCCACCAAAAGUUAGGUUAAUUUUUUUUAAGUAAUUUUAGUUUGUGGGGAGUGGGUGGAGAAAAAAUUUUUUCUUCACAUUGCCCUUUGAAUAAAAUAAGGUGUUUGUUUUACUAUGAUGCCUGCCUAUCUAAAUACAACUUGUUGCUCUCCUUUGCCCAUUGUGUUCUAGCCACAUUGCUUUCUCUUGAGUUCCUCAAGCCAGGCUCUUUCACAUCUCAAGGUCCUUGCACUAGCUGUUCUUUCGCUUGGAAUGCUAUAUUUUACUGUGUACUCACUCACUCAUUCUUUAGGCCUUAGGCCUCAGCCCCGUUAUCAGUUACUCCAUUGCACCAUUCAACUUUCCUUGAUAGCAUUUAUCAGGUUGUAAUUGCUUUUUAUUCUGUGCCAUGGAACAGUCCGGUACCUUGCACAUACUACAUACUUAGUGGUAGUAAAAACUUCUUGAAUGCUUAAAUGGGAGAUAAAGAGAACUUGAUUCUGACUCUCCUGGAGCUCAGAGUCUACACAAUUACUAUAAUUAUUAGUGCUAAGGGCAUUAUAAGAAUAUAUAAUAGAGUGAGAAUUUGGUGCUAUGUAGUCUGUGGUGAGGGAAAGAAGUUAAUAAAGAUUUCUCUAAAGGCGGUAAGGGGAGGGAAGUUAGAGAAAACUCCAGGCUGGUUUUAAAAGUUCAUUCUGGUGAGGGAGUGUUCCAGUGGAAAAUUCAAGGAGACCAGUUAAGGAGGCUAAGUUGUCCAGGGAAGAACGAAUACUGUCUUGAAGAGUGGUGAUAGCUGAAGGAGAAAAGUGGACAGACUUGAGAGAUCUAGGAUAUUUGACAGGACUUGAUCAUUAUAGGUUAUGGGAAAAGAGGAAGAGGAUAGAAAUUGAGAAAAUUUACAGGUUUUUGGUUUGAAUAAAUGAAGAAAUGUUAUUUAGGUAGGUGAGGAUAAAAGAGCAGUUUUGUGAGUUGAUGAUUGCCUAAGGGAAGAGUAUAGAAAAGGAUCCAGGACCUAACUCUGAGAAACUCAGAAUUUCCAAGUAGAUAAGAGAGAAAUAGGAAAAAUCAUGAGACUUGUAGGAUGAACUAUUUCAAGGUGUCACAUUCUCCUGAGAUAAGGAAAUUGUAAAGUAUCCUUUGGAUUUAGUGGUAAGAAAGUAAUCCGUGACCUUUGCAAUUACUUAGUUUGAGUGGAGUCAGUUGGAGAAGUGUAGAAAGCAAGUGUAAACACCUAUUUUUGGUGUUUUAUUGAAAUGAAAAAAGGACUGAUAAAAUAGUUGCUAAAGAGUGUCAUGGAGUCCAACCAGUUUUUCAUUGUAUAGACAAAUUGAGCAUAUUCAAGUUGCAUUGAGAAGGAUUUGGUAGAGAGGAGGGGUUAAGAUGUGAAAAAUAGGGGCGCCUGGGUGGCUCAGCCGGUUAAGCUGCUGCCUUCGGCUCAGGUCAUGAUCCCAGGGUCCUGGGAUCGAGCCCCGCAUUGGGCUCCCUGCUUGGCUGGGAGCCUGCUUCUCCCUCUCCCUCUGCCUGUCUCUCUGCCUACUUGUUCUCUCUCUCUGUCAGAUAAAUAAGUAAAAUCUUUAAAAUAUAUAUAUAUAAAGAUGUGAAAUAUAGCAUAUGUUGUAAAAUUCUUAAGUUUUAGCUUGGGUAAUUGUGAAUGGUGACGCUGUUUGCCAAGGUAAUAUAGAAGGAAUAGGGCUGGAAGAAAGGUUAAUACUGAGUUUGAGGUUCUUAUAGGUCAUUAAGGCAGAGAGGAAUAGUGAUCAGUUCUUUAUAGGGGUCUGAAACUACAGUUGUGGACUUUAAUCCCUUGAGUGCAAGUAUUUUGGUUUCUGUCUCAUCAGCAUUUUGCUCAAUCUGAGAUACAGUGAGCACUUACUACACUUUGCUGGAAUUGAAAGCAAUAGCAAGCAUGUAAGGAAAGAUAAAUCACCAAGGAGAGAACCCUGAGGAACACCAACACUUAGUGGGCAGGAAAAAAAGAAACUAGCAAAGAAGACUUGGAAAGGAAGGUUUAAGUUAGGUGAGACCAGGAAUGGAGGUAAGGGUGUGGGGCAUUAUGGAAGCUGGAGGAGAAUAUUGAGGGAUAGUUGGUCCUGUAUUGUGCCACUGGGAGAUCAUUAAGAAUAAAGAGGCUACUAGAAUUAAUCUUUGGUAGUCAUUGGAUCUUUAAAGAAGUUUUGGUGGAUGCCAAGUAAUGUUUGUUUAGUUAUUAUAUUCAAUUGGUGAAUGAGCUAAAGAAGUCAAGGCAAUGAAUUAUUUAAGUAUCUUGCAUGACAAAAGGAAAUUGGUCAGUGCUUUCCGUUAUUUGAGAGAUUUUAAGAUGAGUCUUAAAAUAUUUGUGGAUUCUGGGGACGUACCUGUUAAAGAGGUCAAAGUUUGAGUAGUAGAUGGAACCUGGUCUUAAGAAUGCAGGUUAGAAAUACUAGCCUUACACAAUUAAAAAUGACCUCUCUUAGGCUUGUUUUUGUGUGUGUUUGUUUUUUAAGAUUUUAUUUAUUUGACAGCACAAGCAGAGGGAGAGGGAGAAGCAGGCUCCCCACUGAGCAGGGAUCCUGAUGUUGGGCUUGAUCCCAGGACCCUCGGAUCAUGAUCUGAGCUGAAGGCAAACGCUCAACCGACUGAGCCACCCAGGCACCCUACUCUCUUAGACUAUUGUUAAGUAGAAAUGUUGAGCUCCUUGUCAUGAAGAAAGGAAACAGAAAUGUACAGGAUAGCAAGCCUUGGAAAAGUAGGAAACCAAGGUUUAAAUGGUAAAGGUUUGAGUUGAAGAAUGCGGGAAGGAGCUCAGUUGCAGGUAUAAAAGGAUUACUGAUCAGCAUUCAAUGCACAGCUGAAUUGAGAGCAUGAUCUUGUAGUGGCACCAUCUGUAUGAUUAUGUACUAUUUCCAGUACUGUUCUUCAGCUUGAAUGGAGGAGAAAGAGGAGGUUGGAUAGUCCUGGCAGGAGUAAAUACAUCAAUGAAUUGAGCCCAAUUAGAGUAGGAAAUAAAGCCAAAAGGACUGAAGAGAAGAGCGUGGUCAAGGGACUAGAGGUCUUUGUGGCACCAAAGAAAGGGCAUAAUGGGAAUAAAGCCAAGAUUUAGAUAUGAAAGACCAGGGCAUUGAAAUGUAAGAUUUUAGGAGUAAUGCAGCUUGCAUUGUUUGGAAAUGGCUGUAGUAGAUCGCUGAAUUAGAAUGUAGAUGAAAUUUACUGGAGUUGAAAAAUUUAAAGAAUUUUUGUCUAAUUUAUUGAAUGGACUGUGUACAGAAGAUAUCCCUAGUAGAACUGGGUAUAAGGAGACAGAGUCAAGUGCUGAAGUCCUUAAUUAAGAGGUUUGUCAGGGAGAAUGCUUCCAGGCUAUGUGGGACAUGUAAGGAUUUGGGGGAAGUAGUUUCUUGUAUCCUCUUGGCCCAGAAGUCUUGGGAGAUCCGGAUUCAGUUAAGGUUUCAGAAUACAAAUUUGUGAAGUAGCAAACAGCUCUAGAGAUAACUCUUUAAAGAACAUAAUAGAAUUGAAAUGCUUAAGCAGAAGUCAGGGGGAGGAAUUAGAAUAGUAAGAAUGGAGAUAGUAGGGAGAGGGCAUUUAUAGUGACCAAGAAGAGAGAGAAGCUUUGAAUACUUCAAGACCAAGACUACAGUCUAACAAGAAUCUGCUGUUUCUAGCUCUCCCAGGCCUAGUCCCAUGUAUCAGAUCUGCUAAUGAUAGUAACAGUUAAUAUUUGUUGGCUGCUACUAUGUGCUAGACUGUGCUUAAGAGCUUUCCUUGUAUUUCCAUUUAUUGUUACAUCAAUUCUUAAGUGCUCAUAUUCUCAUUUUAAAAUGAAAUUGAAUAAGAUGAGGAAAGGCUAAGUAUCUUGCCUAGUAUGUGGCAUAGCCGAGAGUUGAAACUAUGUUCAUUGACUCCAGAGCUUGUAUAUGCCUUUAUUUGGAAAACAUAGGCUGCCAAAUGAAGUAACAAGUUGCUCGGUGUCUUUAUUUGGAAUGAUGUAAAAAAAUGUCGUGGUAGCUGAAGAGAAUUCUCCCCCAGGCGAUUAGUAUAUGAUUCGUAAAUGGUAUUUUUAAUGUUAUAUACAUAUAUAUAUUGUCUGUUGUUGUUUACGGUUAAUAUUGAUUCCAAAGGGGGGGAAAAAAGAACUUCUGGCAUCAAGUCUGGCACCAUGAAGAAGGUAGCUGUGUUGAUGAAGGUAGGGAGCACAGAAGAACAAAGGGCUUACUACUAGGGAUUUUUGCUGCAGCUGUGUACUCUUAAGCCAAAGAAGCUAAGAGAAAGGAAAAUAAGCAGUUGUGGAGGGGUUGAAUGGAUUCUGACCAGCUAGCUCUCUUCUCACUCUAUAGUGGGUGUGUAUUGGGAGCCCUGUAAUUAAACUAGUAGAUGUUUUGUUUGCUGCCAUUUCAGCUUCCAGGUUCUUGUGUUCCCUCAAAGUAACUAUGGGCAUGUCAAAAGGAUGUUCACUAUGCAAGCUGCCCUUAAAACAGCCUUUAGUACUACCAUCCCUAGAUCCCCUAAAAACCCCUGUCACCCAGGGGUUUGUUGGAGAAGAGGAAUGGGGCAUCAGGGUGAUAAUGAUAGCCCUCAUGUGCUGUGGUCCCUCUACAGCAGUGAAGUGUUUAUGUCACUAGGCUUUUGAGGACACAGAAUAGCUUUCAAACUAUUAAGGAGCAGAUCACACCAGGAAAUUCUUCACUGGAAACAGGUACCUAAGAGUCACCCCUAAAAGGAGAGUGCCCCCCUUCUCACCAAGCCAAAAUAGCCCCUUUUAUGUGGAGGCUUCAAGAUGUUAACCAACACCUAAACACAGAUAGGAAGGGGAUGGGAUAUACAGAGAAUCAGUCUCUUACAUAUUUGGAAAAAUAUUUCGGCAAUCAAUACAGUCCAAAUAUUCAAACAAGUCAUUUUGGCAAUUCUUAUCUGUCACCUCCAACCCUAAAACACAGUUACCUAGUAAACACAUUAUAUUUACUUAUUUGAAAAUUUCAAAGCAAUCCUUAAAAGUGUUUACUAAACCUACUUAACAGCUUCUUUAAGCUGGAGCAUUACAAAGUUUUUCUCAAGUAUAUAAGCCCUCAAAGGGAAUUUUCUCAUCCCAUGAUGGCAUUUGGGUGAUGGUCUAGCCUUAUUUAGGCAGUUUAAAAUGAAUUCUCAAGCCCUGCCCCGUAAGAGGAAAAAGUAACAACCUUUUUAUAGAUGAGGACAGUGACGUGGGGAAAUGAAAUGACUUGUAAUAGUAAACCUACAAAACAGGUCUGACCCCUCACUUAGAAUGCUUUCUCUACUGUCCUGCUGGCUGGAAGUAUUGCAAUUUCAAAGCAGAAGGAUGAAUGUGGAGAGUGUCGGGAUUAUAUGGUGAAAUUUAUCAUUGCAAAUAUGGAAGGCAGUGCAAUAUACUUACGAGUAAAUAAGGCAAAAUUCUAAGUUCUGUCACAUGUUGCGGCAUAUGUUGAUGUCUUACACUUUAAAAAUAGGUUUCUUAAUGUAGCCUACAUGUUACCAGUAUAAAAUGAGGAACUGAAGCAAUUCUAAAAUCUUGAUCCUACACCAGCUCCCCAGCCAAAGUUGAUGAGCCAGAAGUAUGAGAGGCAACAGCUGUUCUGCUAGAAGUGAAAUGACCAGAAACAUCCAGAAUGUUCAAUGUAAUGGUGUGAGCCUUUCUACCACAAAAUGGUGGGUUGUGUGUAAUCACUGAGAUUUUAACAGUGUUAUUCUUUCUCUCUAAGCCAAUAUUCCCAACAAUGAGAGAAAAAUUGAAUUUUGAUUUUAAAACUGUCAGCAGAAACCCAGUCCUAUAGGAUGUAUACAUUUUUUUUCUUUCCCUUUUCGUUGACCAAGCUCUUAACGUCUGUGUAGGCAGCUUUUCUCAGAAGUACAACACUAAAGCGAAGGGCAGACAUGCUCCAUUUGUCAGAGCUUUCAGGUCUUUAGUACAUUGAAUUGGGCUGUCAGGGGAGCAACAGUUAAAGUUCUGAGCUCAAAGACCCUAGAAGGGAGGCUUGGGAAGCCAAAGACUGAAAUCCGGCGUUAUCUAUCUCAUAUGGGCAAUAGAUUAUAUUUAAUAAACAAUUGUGUCAGACCUCUGAGUUCAUUAUAUGUCAACUCAUUUAAUCACAACCAUAGAAAGGAAGUAGCUGGUAUUGGAGGUAAUUGUCAAAGUUUUUAUUCAGAUGUCACCACCUGACUCAUCUAUUCUGAAAGACCCAUGUGCUCUAACUGAGGUUAAACCUAGAAUACUGCUUGAAGGAAAAUUUAAAUUGUAGUUACGAUGGUAGAUAUGUGCGUGUACACAUACACACAUGUAUACCUUCAGAGAAAGUAAACAUUGUAGUAGAUUUCAUAAUUCUGUUAGAAUGGGAAGAAAGAUCAUCUCACCAUUUUGAUUUGGUAAAAUCUGCAUCUAAAUCCUGUUAUUACCUUGCUUUCCCAUCUUUAUCAGAGACCAUGUUCAUAUUGACUUCACAAAAAAAAAAAUUACGUACACUCCUUUUCAGCAAACGUAUGCAUGUUCUAUUCAAUAAAUAUUCAGAUGUUUUUUAA